GCAAAUGAAGGACGAGGUCGACGAGCGCUCCAAGCACCUCUGGAACACGCUGCACCUUAUUGAGCGUAACCUUAAGCUGCUCACCGAGGCGAUCGAGGCGACGACGACCUUCCGCGAGGCCCGCGACGCGCAUGCGGCCAAGCUGGCCAAGGCCUUUGACGACUGCGCCAUCACCGAGCCCUGCCACGCGGUGCAUACGGUGCUGGCGGCCAUGGGCGACGCGACGCGGACGCUGAGCACCGAGACGCACGAAGUUAUGGUCGUGCGCCCCGAGCAGACGGCGAUCGUCGAGCUCACGCAGAUCCAGGACUGGGGCGUGGUGCCCAUGAAGCGCCUCCUCGAGGACCGCGACAAGGCGAUCAAGGCCAUUGCCAAGCUCCAGCGCGACGUCGACGAGAAGAUCUACCUCGGCGGCAACAAGGAGCGCGAGAAACGUGCGCGGCUCCUGGCCGACCAAAAGCGCCGGGUCGACAACGUCAACGCGCUUCUCGACGUGCAUUGGAAGCGCUUUGAGUUCUUCCGCGUCACCAAGAUGAAGCGGGUCAUGAGCGAAAUGGCGCGGGCGCAGCUCUACUACCACUGCAAGGGCGUCGAGUGCUUUACACUUCCGUGCCGGGCGACGCCGCUCAUCGACCCGAAAGACGCAGCCGCCGAGGUCUCGCUAGAGGCCAGUGUCAAACCAUGAGUGCUUUCAAAGCUUGUACAUGGCGUCGAUCCCAGUGCCCUAGCCCUAAGGCGCUGUAGAGAGAGGUGCUUGCAUAUGGUCUCUCGCAUCGGAUACUACGAGUAAUGCAUAUGUCGGGCAGCUUUUGAUCGCUGGAUCGCUUAUUCUCUCUGUAC
Messenger RNA from Saprolegnia parasitica CBS 223.65, 840 nucleotides. RefSeq lists its product as hypothetical. Lineage: Eukaryota; Oomycota; Saprolegniomycetes; Saprolegniales; Saprolegniaceae. Gene Ontology annotation, cellular component: ciliary basal body; ciliary transition zone. Gene Ontology annotation, biological process: cilium assembly. The transcript is spliced from 3 exons. The record is from RefSeq and is a predicted model, not a curated record. Bases 5 to 685 code for a protein of 226 amino acids.